Messenger RNA from Penicillium alfredii, 1263 nucleotides. RefSeq names its product cyclin family protein. The record is from RefSeq and is a predicted model, not a curated record. NCBI's taxonomy places the organism in Eukaryota, Fungi, Ascomycota, Eurotiomycetes, Eurotiales, Aspergillaceae. Gene Ontology annotation, molecular function: protein kinase binding; cyclin-dependent protein serine/threonine kinase regulator activity. Gene Ontology annotation, cellular component: cyclin-dependent protein kinase holoenzyme complex; nucleus. The coding region runs from base 1 to 1263 and encodes 420 amino acids. The transcript has 2 exons. Gene Ontology annotation, biological process: regulation of cyclin-dependent protein serine/threonine kinase activity.
AUGAACCACGCCAUGGAUUCACUGGCCCUAAACCGGGCAGCUCUCGACGAGUUCGUCACACAGCGGGUAUCGCGGGAGAUGGUGAGCUUCCUGGCACAGCAGGCGUCGCAGGUCAUCCGCUGCGAAGCCCAUGUGACCAACUCGAUCGGCCACCACGGUCAACCGACGCCUCCCUCCACGCCGCCGCUUGAUGCCGAUAUGCCGCCGCUGCCCUCCAUCGAAGCCUUCAUCGCCUCACUGGUCGCCCGGUCGCAGGUCCAAGUGCCCACGCUCAUGAGCUCGCUGGUCUACCUGGGCCGUCUGCGCGCCCGUCUGCCGCCAGUGGCCAAGGGCAUGCGUUGCACCGUCCACCGCAUCUUCCUCGCCUCGCUCAUCCUCGCCGCGAAGAACUUGAAUGACUCCAGCCCCAAGAACAAGCACUGGGCCCGGUACACGGCCGUCAAGGGAUUUGAUGGGUUCGGGUUCUCCGUGGCCGAGGUCAACCUGAUGGAGCGCCAGCUGCUCUUCCUGCUGGACUGGGAGACGCGCGUGACCGAGAAGGAUCUCCUGACUCACCUCGAGCCGUUCCUGACUCCCAUCCGUCUGCGUCUGCAGGCCCAGGCACGCGAGCGCAAGGCCGAGGAAGAACAUCAGCGCAAGCAACAGCAACAUCGCGAAUGGCGACGUCUUCAUGCAUCGGCGGAUCUGCUGGCCAGCCGUCUACGCCGCCAGAAGCUCGAGGCCCGCGGUGACGGCCGCCGCGGCUACGACACCUCUGCUCGCCGACUCCCCACGCACGUCUCAUGCCCUAGCAUGCACCAGGCCCAACCGUCUCCCCAGUCUCUCGUGGAACACGAUCGUUACAACCCCUACCACCGACACCGCACCUCACCCCACCGACCCGGCCGCUCGACCUCGCCGCCAUCCGUCCGCGACGUUCCAGGCCUCUCCCACGCCGAGACCUUCAACUCGCUCUGCUCGCGCUCCUCCAGCGUGGCGCCCAGCUCGCGCGGCACGCCCGCCAGCAUCAGCACAUGCUCGUCACACGGCACCGACGACGUGUUGGUGACAGAAUCCAACACGAGCCCGUCCGUGUCGUCGCUGAACUACAGCUACGUGCACGUUGGCGCCCUCGAGCCCAAGAAGUCGUUUGAGCCGAUCCGCCAGCCCAGCAAGAAGAUGAAGGUCAACAGCCACACGCAUGGCAGUGGGUUCGUCGCUCGUUUCCUGGCCUCGGCUACGGGUUCGUACAUGGGCGGCCGUAUCGGUCGACCUCACGUUUGA